Molecule: messenger RNA, 534 nt
Organism: Homarus americanus (American lobster)
Lineage: Eukaryota; Metazoa; Arthropoda; Malacostraca; Decapoda; Nephropidae
Exons: 1
Coding region: 1-534 (177 amino acids)
Source: RefSeq, a predicted model, not a curated record
AUGAUAUAUGAUGGUGAAAGUAAUAGUAAUGGUACUUAUAGCGGUGAUAAUGAUGACAAAAAUGAUGGUGAAAGUAAUAGUAAUGGUACUUAUAGCGGUGAUAAUGAUGACAAUAAUGAUGGUGAAAGUAAUAGUAAUGGUACUUAUAGCGGUGAUAAUGAUGAUAAUGAUGAUGGUGAAAGUAAUAGUAAUGGUACUUAUAGCGGUGAUAAUGAUGAUAAUGAUGAUAAUAAUGAUGGUGAAAGUAAUAGUAAUGGUACUUAUAGCGGUGAUAAUGAUGAUAAUGAUGAUAAUAAUGAUGGUGAAAGUAAUAGUAAUGGUACUUAUAGCGGUGAUAAUGAUGAUAAUGAUGACAAUAAUGAUGGUGAAAGUAAUAGUAAUGGUACUUAUAGCGGUGAUAAUGAUGAUAAUGAUGAUAAUAAUGAUGGUGAAAGUAAUAGUAAUGGUACUUAUAGCGGUGAUAAUGAUGAUAAUGAUGAUAAUAAUGAUGGUGAAAGUAAUAGUAAUGGUACUUAUAGGCGGAUAAUGAUGUAA